GCUACGCGGGCCGGGCCGCCGAGGUGCUGAGAGAGGCGCUCGACGACGUGGGCCGCCGCGACGUGCGCGAGGCGCUGGCCGGGCAGGAAAAGGCGGGAGCAGCGGCAGCGCCAGCUGCUGUAUUGAGAACUGGUGAACAACAAACCAGGAAUCAGACAAGUGAUACAAGUUUUAAAGGAAGAACUGAGCAAAGUGACUAUGACGAAUUGGAUACGUAUGACAUGAGCAAAACCCGUGUGGCAUUUCUGAUGUGUGUGACAACAGGCAGGCGCGGUGCAGAAAAGGAUAUUGAAGUAAUGAAUAAGUGGUUUGACAAGUACCGGUUUGAAACACCUUCUGGACAGUGCAUAGAUCCUAAGGGGACGGAAAUAUUGCCAGCAUUGGAAGAGUUCCGGGAUCAAAUCAAUCAAUCUGAGGAUGAAAUUAGCUGCUGCCUCAUUACUCUUAUGAGUCAUGGGAGGAGUCACGGCCUCAUUCAGGGGAAAGAUCGUGACACAGUUGAUCUUGAUGAUAUAUUUGCGUUAUUCAACAAUAUACAAUGCCCAAAGCUCCAAGAAAAACCUAAAAUCUUCAUCAUUCAGGCAUGCAGAGGAGGAAAAGAAGACCAUGGAGUUGAAGAAAUAGAGCAUGAAUUCAAGGAAGCUGAUUGUACUUGUAACUUGAUAGCUGUCAGGAGGCUGCCAACAGCUAGUGAUUACUAUGUCGUGUAUUCCACUCAAAAGGGUUAUGUUUCUUUGCGUAACACGGAAAAAGGCUCUAGGAUGAUUGAAGCAAUGGAUGAGGUCUUUUCAGAGCAAGGCAUGAAGUGGCAUAUAGGGGAUUUGUUUACUAAAAUCAAUAAAAACCUGGUGCAUGAAACCUUUAGUAUCCAUGGAUGCCCUGUGAAAGAGACAAUAGUCGUGGAAUCAACUCUGACCAAAGCUGUGUACUUUGCACCUUAA
Molecule: messenger RNA, 941 nt
Organism: Mauremys mutica (yellowpond turtle)
Lineage: Eukaryota; Metazoa; Chordata; Testudines; Geoemydidae
Product: caspase-14-like
Exons: 7
Coding region: 222-941 (239 amino acids)
Biological process (GO): proteolysis
Molecular function (GO): cysteine-type endopeptidase activity
Source: RefSeq, a predicted model, not a curated record